AUAUUAAUUUAUGUAUUUUCUAAAACUAAUUUCUUUGCCAUUCUCUUACAUUUAUGUCUGACUUAACAUGCGCAUAUGCGAGGUUUGAAAUCUAUUUUUUCCACCAAUGACCAUUCAACAACCAACAUCAGUUGUGUUAAACUAAGCAAAACUUACCUUCUUUACGAAAAUGUCAAUGCAGCCUGCGUCGAUUCAAUUUUUACCGUAGUAGGGCCGCUAUAUUAUCUAAUAGCUAUAUGUUAUAAAAUAAAAUAACUAUGGGAAUUAACCACUAAUAUCUUAGACAGUAAAAAACAAAGAUUGAAUCUAAGCACAGGUGAAAGAGCUUGAAUUUAUCAUCAUGUAACAAAUUGUGAUAACUAAAAACGAAGUAGAAGUAGAAAGUAACCUAAAGCGAAAGACGAUUGUUUGAAAUAUCAAGCUUAUCAAACUGAUAAACAGUAAUUUAUUAGCAAUUUUAAUACCCCGUGAGACAUAUUAAAUUGUUUUUUAUCAAGGAUCAGUUCAUAUUAACAAUGAUUGUUUAUUCUGGAGGCUUAUAUAAAAAUAACGUCUCUAUACUACUCAAACAUGUUUUACGCUUUCACGAACACUUGUUACCUAGAAGAGACUACGUUGUCAAAAGUUUUCAAAAAAUGUCUCAUAAAGUCGAUCGGAACAAAACCUACGUGGCUGUUAAUAUUAAUGGACCAGGUGCAGCUGAAAAUUUGAAUCAAAGAAAAAAUAUAUUCGCAAUUUUUCGAAGAAAGAAAACGUCAAACAAUGUAACCAAAAAGGAACCUACCUUAAAUAAGUCUGAACUAAAGAGACUGUUUAGUCUUGCAAAACCAGAAAAAUGGAGACUGGCAUGUGCAAUAUGUUUCCUGUUUAUUUCAAGUUCAGUGACUAUGGCCGUGCCAUUUAGUUUAGGAAAAGUCUUAGACAUCAUAUAUACAAUCGCUGAAGAUACUCAACAAAGAUUAAACAAAGUAUGUGGUGUACUUUUAUGCAUAUUUGUUCUUGGCGCUAUAUGCAAUUUUGGACGGGUUUACUUCAUGUCUGUAGCAGGUUACAGGAUGACUCAGGCACUGAGAACAAAGGUUUUCAAUGCCAUCUUAAAGCAGGAGCAGGGAUGGUUUGAUAAACGACCUACGGGUGAACUGAUUAACCGAUUAUCAUCAGAUACUCAAAUUGUUGGACAGGCGUUAUCCCAAAACAUAUCCGACGGGUUAAGGUCGACAGUUAUGGUAUUUGUCGGAACGGGAAUGAUGUUUUACAUGUCCCCUCAAUUGGCUUUAGUUGGCUUGGCGAUAGUUCCUCCAGUUGCUGGAGUAGCAGUGGUAUAUGGGAGAUAUGUUAGAGGGAUUUCGAGGCGGCUGCAAGACUCAUUGGCAGAAGCUACUAAAGUGGCAGAAGAAAAAAUAUCGAACAUGCGCACUGUGAAAGCCUUUGCACAGGAACCUAGAGAAAUGGAUGCCUACUUGCAUUCUAUAAAAAAUGUCUUAAAUUUAGGAUACCUUGAAGCCAAAGCCAGAGCAAUUUUUUACGGAAUGACAGGCUUUAGCGGGCAUGUCAUCAUAAUCUCAGUACUGUAUUAUGGUGGAGUAAUGGUAUCUUCUCAUGAAAUAACAGUCGGCAACCUAUCAUCUUUCUUACUCUAUGCGGCAUAUAUUGGUGUGUCCGUGGGAGGAUUAUCAAGUUUCUACACAGAGUUGAAUAGAUCUCUGGGUGCCGCUACACGAAUUUGGGAAAUUAUCGAUAGGCCACCAACCAUUGCAGUUUCCGGUGGUUUUACACCAAUGUCUGAACCGGAUGGUCAUAUUGAGUACAAAAAUAUAAAGUUUAGUUAUCCCUCGCGAGAAGAUAUAGAAAUUUUAAACAAUUUUGAUCUAAAUAUAGUACCAGGUAAAAUGGUGGCCGUUGUGGGUCCUAGCGGUUCUGGCAAAAGCACUCUGGCGGCUUUAUUGUUAAGACUCUAUGAUCCGGACAAUGGUGCUAUAUAUUUAGAUGGACACAAUAUAAAAGAUUUGGAUCCAUCAUGGUUACGCAAACAUAUAGGUACUGUCAGUCAGGAACCGAUACUAUUUUCAUGUUCAAUAAAAGACAAUAUACUGUAUGGAGCUGAUGAUCCAGAAGAAGUGACUGAAGAUGAACUUAUUAAAGUAGCAAAGGAAGCCAAUGUUUAUGAAUUUGUUCAACAGUUACCAGACGGUUUCAAUACUGUUGUUGGGGAACGUGGUGUAAUGUUGAGCGGAGGGCAAAAGCAAAGGGUGGCCAUAGCUAGAGCACUUAUUAAAAAUCCGAAAAUUUUGCUUCUUGAUGAGGCUACAAGUGCUCUCGAUGCUCAAUCCGAAAGACUGGUGCAGGAAGCAUUAGAAAGAGUAAUGAAAGGGAGAACAGUUUUAACGAUUGCUCACAGGUUAUCCACAAUUCAAAAUGCGGACACAAUUGCUGUGUUAAAAAAUGGCCAGAUAAUCGAACAGGGCAAUUACCAGCAGUUACUGAAUAGGGAGAAUGGCGCCUUUAAGGAAUUGAUGAAACAUCAAACAUUCGAAAGUUAACCUUAAUUAUUUUAUUAGGGUGUUUUUGUAAAUAUGUUUUGUUUUUAAUAUACCAGGUCCUGCUUGGAGGUUGACUUAUGAGUUUGUUUUUUCUUAAGACUUUCGUGUGCCUAUAAGUUGUUUCAACGGAAUUUUACCAAUUCUAAAGUGUGAAAAGUACACUUUUUAGGAGAGAAGAUACAUUUCUGGUUCUAGACCUCUUAGG
Molecule: messenger RNA, 2745 nt
Organism: Cylas formicarius (sweet potato weevil)
Lineage: Eukaryota; Metazoa; Arthropoda; Insecta; Coleoptera; Brentidae
Product: ATP-binding cassette sub-family B member 10, mitochondrial
Exons: 7
Coding region: 516-2540 (674 amino acids)
Biological process (GO): transmembrane transport
Cellular component (GO): membrane
Molecular function (GO): ABC-type oligopeptide transporter activity; ATP binding; ATP hydrolysis activity
Source: RefSeq, a predicted model, not a curated record